AUGGAGCGGAGCAUCGACAUCUACACUGCGCGCUUAAGCGAUCCAAACCUUGAUGCUAAAACCAAAGCCAAUAUUGCGACUGAACUCCGCGAUUCGAUAGAGACCCUCUGCUCAGGCUCGAGUUAUCCUAGAUUUCUUGCGAAAUUAUGGCCGGUAUUCAAGAAGAUAUUACAGGGCGAGCCCGUCUUCAUGGCAAAUUCGCCAGACCAUAUUCUGCGCAACCAUAUCCUAGAAAUUCUCCACAGAGUACAUACGAAUUCGCCAGAGAUCGAACCUUACGCAGCGGACAUAGUUGACACUUUGAUGGAACUGGUGCGGAUAGAGAACGAAGAUAAUGCUGUACUGUGCAUGAAGACCAUCAUGGAUUUGGAAAGGCACCAGGUUAUGGCGACAGCAUCAAGAGUUCAGCCAUUCCUAGAGCUCAUCCAGGAGAUGUUUCAGUUGAUGGAAAAGGUCGUGAAGGACACUUUCGACACUCCGCAAGGUGCUACACCCUCGAUCUCGUCCACUCCUAGCCAUGCCUCUCAGAAUUUCCAGUCGCCACGGCCGGCAUCACCUGCAACAACAGUCUCGGAUUCAGGUGCUGAAAAGAAGGACCAGGCUCUCGCGCCGGGCAUGCAGUCGUUUAAGGUUCUCGCUGAAUGUCCCAUCAUUGUGGUGUCGAUUUUUCAAGCACAUCGGAAUUCCGUAUCUGCAAAUGUGAAAAGGUUCGUCCCGUUGAUCAAGGAGAUUCUGCUGCUCCAAGCGAAACCGCAAGAAAGAGCUCAUGCCGAAAAAGGGGCUGCUAAAACCAUUUUCACUGGUGUGUGCAAGGAGAUCAAGAAUCGAGCUGCUUUCGGCGAGUUUAUCACUGCGCAGGUCAAGACUAUGAGCUUUUUGGCAUACUUACUACGAGUAUACGCACAGCAGCUGCAGGACUUUCUACCUACGCUACCGAGUGUUGUGGUUCGGUUACUCAAAGAUUGUCCACGGGAGAAAUCCAGCGCUCGAAAAGAGCUCCUGGUAGCUAUCAGACAUAUUAUCAAUUUCAACUACCGGAAGAUCUUCUUGCAAAAGAUCGACGAGCUUCUAGAAGAACGGACUCUAAUCGGAGACGGCCUGACCGUGUAUGAGGGCAUGAGACCAUUAGCCUAUAGCAUGCUGGCAGAUCUCAUUCAUCAUGUUCGUGAUUCUCUCAGCCAGGAUCAAAUUCGGAAAACGAUCGAAGUCUAUACUCGCAACCUUCAUGACAAUUUCCCCGGAACCAGUUUUCAGACCAUGAGUGCCAAACUCCUCUUGAAUAUGGCAGAGAGCAUUACCAAGUUAGAAAACAAACAAGAUGCACGUUAUUUCUUGAUGAUGAUCUUGGAUGCAAUAGGCGACAAGUUUGCCGCUAUGAAUCAUCAAUACAAUAACGCUGUGAAGCUAACUCAACAGUAUGCCAAAAGCCCAACAGAUUCACAAUCCGAGAGCUUUCUUGCCGAUAAGGAACAUCCGCCGGAUUGGGACGAGAUUGACAUCUUCAAUGCAACUCCAAUAAAGACUUCUAAUCCAAGAGACAGAGGCGCAGAUCCUGUUGCAGACAACAAGUUCCUAUUCAAAAACUUGGUCAAUGGCCUCAAGAACAUGUUCUACCAGCUCAAAAUGACGAAUCCGCAAGGAGUCAACUUCGAUGACGCAAACACCCCCGUCAAUUGGUCUGAGGUCAGCUUCGGUUAUAAUGCGGAGGAGGUCCACGUCUUUACCAAGCUCUUUCAUGAAGGAGCACGGGUUUUCCGAUAUUACAAGACAGAGCAACCGCCGUCCGAAGGCCAUUAUUCAUCUCCCGUUGAGUUCUUAGCCAGCCACUACAUGGCACAGAUGAGUCGGGAGGAGAAAGAACUUCUAGAAAGCUUUGGUACUGUAUUCCAUUGUAUCGACACGGCCACUUUUCAUGAAGUAUUUCAUGCCGAGAUCCCGCACCUACACGAUCUCAUGUCUGAACAUACUGCUCUGCUCCAUCUACCGCAAUUUUUCUUGGCUAGUGAAGCCACCUCACCGGCCUUCGCUGGCAUGGUUUUACAGUACCUGAUGGAGAGGAUACAUGAAGUCGGCUCUUCUGAUGUCAUCAAAUCCUCUAUUCUACUGAGGAUGUUCAAGUUGUCUUUCAUGGCCGUGACACUGUUCUCUCAUCAGAACGAGCAGGUCUUGCAUCCGCAUGUAACAAAAAUCGUCACUCAAUGUGUGCAGCUAUCCGUUACAGCAGAAGAGCCGAUGAAUUAUUUUCUGCUCCUACGAUCUCUUUUCAGAAGUAUUGGAGGCGGCCGCUUCGAAUUAUUGUAUAAAGAGAUACUUCCGUUGCUGGAGAUGCUGCUGGAGACCUUCAACAAUUUGUUGCAGGGAGCACGCAAACCAGCUGAACGAGAUCUUUAUGUGGAAUUAACACUGACAGUACCUGCACGAUUGAGUCACCUGCUGCCGCACUUGAGCCAUCUCAUGCGGCCUUUAGUGGUUGCUCUUCGAGCUGGCUCAGAACUCGUGGGUCAAGGACUGCGGACACUUGAGUUGUGUGUAGAUAACUUGACUGCUGACUACCUCGAUCCGAUCAUGGCGCCAAUCAUGGAUGAGCUGAUGACCGCUUUGUGGGACCAUUUGAAACCCAACCCGUACAGCCACUUUCAUGCUCACACUACAAUGAGGAUCCUUGGCAAGCUGGGUGGUCGGAAUCGUAAAUUCCUAAAUCAUGCGCCACAGUUGACCUUCAACAACAGUGCAGACGAUGAUCCCAGCAUCGACAUCAAACUCGUCGGAUCAAAUAAAGACCGAGCGUUUCCAAUUAAUACUGGGAUUGAUUUGGCAAUUGCAAAACUUCACGAGGUUCCGAAAUUGCCGGCAGCGAAGGCAUCAGACAGUUUUCAUAAACAACAAUCCUUCAGACUCCUGAGUUCGCAGCUGAAGCUGAAUAUUGGGCUUGAUAACCUCCCGGAUGAACUUGUGACUCUUCUACGAAUGCAGGCCAACGAGCUAAUAGCGAACAAGACCGAUUCUUUAAUCGAUGUUGUGGACAUAAUGGGCAGGUCUGACAAAGAACAGUCCAUGCAGAAGAAGAGAGAUCAAGAAGACGUCUUGAAGAAGCUUCUGAAGGCCUGUAUAUAUGCUUGUACCGUCCCAGAGCUCGAACCGCUCGCAACAGCGUUUCUUCAUGAUGUGUGCCGGCACUUGACUUUGAUCGAACUGGGUAGAGCGCUUGCCCAAGCGAGACACAGGAAUAAGCCUUUUGAUGUCAACUCGGGUGAGGGUGAAUCGUUUCUCGAUCCAAGAGUUCUUGCAGAUGCAUUUGUGGAAUGCCUGGCAUCAGACGAUGUACACGUUCGAGAGAAGACAGAAGAAGCAAUCAAGGUGGUGCGUGACACGACGAGGACAAUAUUCGGCUCAAUGGAGAGGGCCUCCAAAUUCUCCUUCUUCCACCAUUUGGCCAAAGUCUUCUGUCAUCAUUGCCACGAGAUGGAAUGGUUUGCAAAAGCUGGAGGUGCGCUCGGCAUACAUGUUCUGGCUACAGAGCUCGACUUAGGGGACGAAUGGCUUGCAGGCAAGCAGAUCGAUUUUGUUCGAGCUUUGAUGUUUGUCAUCAAGGAUAUGCCUCCAGAUCUUCCGGCGGGGACGAGAAGAAGAGCACAGGAUACGCUCGAGAUCAUACUUCGGCGUUGUAAUAAGGGUUCAACGAGGGAAACUUUGGCGAAUGAGAAAGGCAAGCUAUAUACAUUGUGUGGCUUCUUCGUAUUCGAAUUGGCUCAUAUGAACCGCCAUGUUCGUGAGACGGCUCAGCACGCUUUUGCCGUAUUGGCUGAAGUCAUCGGUGUGGAGAGCUACGACCUUAUAGAGCCUGUCAAGGAUCGUCUCCUACUUCCAAUCUUCAACAAACCGUUGCGUGCCCUCCCCUUCGCAACUCAAAUCGGUUUUAUUGAUGCCAUCACGUUCUGUCUUGGCCUUGGUCACGAUCUAGUAACCUUUCACCACGAGCCGCUGAAUCGCUUGAUGAUGGAAUCCUUAGCACUGGUCGAUGCUGAAGAUGAGACAUUACAUACAAAGCCGGCAGAGCAUAGCGUUGCUGAAACAAUUGUCGAUUUGAGAGUGGCAUGCCUUCAUCUGUUAUCUUUGGCCAUGAACUUUGCAGAAUUUGCCAGCAACGCGCAGCAAAGCAGUCGAGCACGAAUCAUUGCUGUUUUCUUCAAGUCAUUAUACCACAAAUCUCCCGAAAUCAUCGAUGCCGCAAAUGCGGGACUAAAAGACGUUCUAACACAGACCAAUAAGUUGCCGAAAGACCUGCUACAGAAUGGCCUUCGACCUAUACUCAUGAACCUCCAAGACCCGAAGCGACUUAGCGUACAAGGUCUUGAUGGUCUUGCCAGAUUACUCACACUGCUAACCAAUUACUUUAAGGUUGAGAUUGGAGCAAGAUUGCUGGAGCAUAUGAAGGUCAUCGCGGACGAUGCGACGCUGCAAAAGGUGUCCUUCGGCCUUAUUGAGCAGAACUCUCAGAUGAAAAUUGUUGCUGCUAUCUUCAAUAUCUUUCACCUGCUUCCACCGGCAGCGACCACCUUCAUGGAGGAACUUGUCAACACAGCAUUAACCCUUGAAGAGAAGCUUCGACGGACUGCACAUAGUCCUUUAAGGAAACCAUUGGUGAAAUACCUGAACCGCUACCCGAAGGAAACUUGGUCGUUCUUCCAGACGCGUAUGCAAGAUGAAAAAUAUGGCCGUUUUUUUGGCCAGAUCCUCUCUGAUCCUGAGGCAGAGCCGUUAAGACUUGGCCUAGUUGCAGAAACCGAAUCUUUCAUACAUGCAUCGUUUGACAUGAGCGAGCCGGAGCAGAAAAAUACCGCUGCCAUCAAUGCCAUUUUUGCUGCACACUCAGUCUGCUCACAUUCACCCACAGAUGAUUGGCUUCAAUCGUACCCUGGACUGAAGGAUCGCUUGCUUUCCGCUGGUAAGGACCUGGAGCAGAAGUUGCGGGCCGACCAACUCUUCCCCAAGCAGCGCCUUAGAGUGGAGCAGGCUGGAGAUCAAUUGAUGGACAUCUUCGCGAGAUGUCUUGCCCUAGGCCCUUCAGAUCUCGACUUUCUCUUCAAAGUUCUCACAGCCGCAGCGGCGAAAGAAAUCAAGGUUACGCUUGCUCUUUACAGAUAUCUUUAUCAACAUAUCAUCUCGAGCGACUCUGUUGAGUAUCGUCGAUCCAUUGUAAGUCGAUGUCUGGACCUUUACACUCAGCGGAACGUUUCCCAAAGAGUGAAAACUUUCGUUUUUCACUACGUCAUGAACCCCAUUUUUGCCAUGGAUAUUAUGCGAACGUGGAAUAUUGGCCACUCGUCCUCAACGCUAAUGGAUAAAUCCAUGGCUGAGCUUCUGCAUAAUCGCCUCUGGAAACCGCAGAUGGCAGAUAACUUGGAAGACUCCGGACAGCAGGGAGUUGAUCAUUCUCGUAUGGAAAUAUUGCAACUUACUGCCUUACUACUCAAAUACCACGCCAGUACGGUGGCUGAAGCACGGAAAGACAUCAUCCGAUUUGCCUGGAUCCAUAUUCGACUGGAAGACAUCAUCAACAAGUAUGGAGCUUACGUGUUGAUCAGCUAUUUCAUCGCUUCAUACGAGUCACCGCAGAAAGUCGCGGUACAGAUCUAUGUUUCACUUCUAAGAGCUCAUCAGAACGAAGGAAAAGCCCUGGUUACUCAAGCGCUUGAAAUCUUGACACCGGUCUUACCUCAACGGGUUACUCAAGCUGGAGAUCCCAAAUAUCCUCUGUGGGCAAGAUGGCCUCGCCGGAUUCUGGCAGAAGAGACGGGAAAUCUACAACAAAUGAUCAGUAUUUUCAAUUUUCUUGUUCGACAAGCAGAUUUCUUCUACGAGUCUCGCGAGCAUUUUGUGCCUAUCAUUGUGCCCUCCUUACACAAAAUAGCAUCGCCGCCAAAUCCUUCGAAUGAGAGCAAGAAGCUUGUUCUAAGCUUGAUUGAUCUUAUCUCUAUUUGGGAGGAAAAAAGAGUGAAUAUGUUCACGACGUCUCAGGCUACCAGUAGUUUGCCAAGCAUGGCCCGCGAUACGACUGGUUCUUCUGCUCUUGCUCCUCCAUCGACUAAGGAGCGGCCAGAGUAUGUUAUCCCGCUCGAACUUCGUACAGCUGUUAUCAAAUAUCUCGUGACCUUCAUCACUUCCCUGCAAGAGAAAUAUCCUGUCCCCGCCGCGGAAAUGAAGCUAAAUGCCAUGCAAAAGGCUCAGCAACCAGGCAUGUCAAACGAUAUGUGUGUCAAAGCAAUGAAGCUAUUGCGGGAGUUGUUGUCGCCACGAUUGUGGGCUGAUGUGGAUAUUGAUCUAUACCCGAAAGUCAUGGAGCCAAUUCUCGCUAGCGAGAAGGCUGACAAACCGGACGAGAAGCACAUAACGAGCAUGGUCAAUACUCUUCAAGUGUUGCGGGUCAUUAUCGCAACGAAGAAAGAGGAGUGGAUUGUUGCCCACUUACCAGCCAUCCGAAAGCUGCUAGAAAAACCGUUAAGAAUGGAAAAUCUUGAGAUUCAAGAUUGCCUGCAUGCUGAAGAUGACGACAAGGUCUCACUAAGGAUCAAACCUUUGUUAAGGCUGGUCCUUGAUGCCAUACCACAAGAACAGCCUGAGGAGGAAGAUGCGAUGGACAUUGACUCUACACCUAAUGAGUUCGUGCCCUACCUUUCAAGUAUUGCCACCGAAACACUAUCUGCAAAUAAUCUGACGUCCAGCAUCACCAUUUUGUGGACUCUAUCUCGGGUAAGACCUGCAGAGAUGGAUCAGCAUAUCCCGAACGUUAUGCGAGCUCUCCAACAGUCUUUGGCAAAAGACCAUGUGAAUGCUUAUAGUCCACCUCAACAGAUCCCUCAAGGUUAUCGACCUGGCGAGCCGAACAUGAAACCGGAUGAGUUUGCGCUGGGGGUAGAUCUGAUCAAAAAAACCAUUGAUCUGCUCUCUGCCCGUAUGUCUCAUCUAGGGGAUCAGAGACGUCCUUUUCUGAGUGUGCUUGCAUCGUUGGUCGAAAAAUCCUACAACGCGGAACUCUGCAACAAAGUUCUAGACAUGGUUGAAAAGUGGAUCUUUGAUUCCGAGGAGUCAUGGCCAACCUUGAAAGAGAAACAUGCUGUUCUGCUGAAGAUGUUGUUAUUUGAGAAUCGACCGGAUCAAAGCCUGCUCAAACGAUUCUUGCAGCUGGUGAUACGCAUCUACGACGAUCCGAAGAUCACCAGAACGGAGCUGACGGUCCGGCUAGAACAUGCUUUCCUGAUCGGUACGCGGGCUGCUGAUGUAGAGCUACGCAAUCGAUUUAUGGCGAUCUUUGAUCGCAGUCUUUCGCGAACGGCAAGCUCCAGACUGAGCUACGUGCUCACAUUACAGAAUUGGGAUACGUUGGCAGAAUCCUUCUGGCUGAGGCAGGCUACGCAACUGAUCAUGGGUUCUAUCGACACGUCGACCCCUGCACGAUUGCAUAACGAAGAUUUCAGGGUUCAACCAGUAUCCGCAUUGUUCAGUACUUCACUUAUCAGCAAAGAGCAGAAGAAAGAAGAUGUCAUGGUCGAGGAUGGCCUUGACGCCAUCGUUGCAGAUCAAAGAAGGUUCAACCAGGAGAUUGGAGAUGUCAAGGUCCGAGAUGUGCUUGAACCUUUAUGUCAGCUGCAGCAUGUUGAUCCUGAUCUGGCUUACGACAUCUGGGUGAAACUUUUCCCUCUGUGCUGGGCAGCUUUAACCCGAGAGGAACGGAUGGAUCUUGAGAAAGGCAUGGUGACACUUCUCACCCGGGAGUAUCAUCAAAGACAACUUAAUCUGAGACCGAAUGUUAUCCAAGCACUUCUUGAAGGAGCCGCAAGGUGCAAGCCCAGGUUUAAGGUACCACCUCACGUCAUGAAAUUCCUGAGUCGAACAUACUCAGCAUGGUAUACUGCAAUGGUUUCGCUGGAAGAUUCUGCCAUUGAACCAAUUAUCGACACGCCCGCUGUCCGGGAGAGCAAUCUGGAUGCUCUUGUCGAGAUCUACGCUGGUUUACAAGAGGACGACCUGUUUUAUGGUACUUGGCGACGAAGAUGCAAGUUUGUGGAAACCAACGCUGCGUUAUCCUACGAACAGCACGGCAUUUGGGACAAAGCACAACAGCUGUACGAGGCUGCUCAGGUGAAGGCUCGUACCGGAGUUGUGCCUUUCUCGCAAGGAGAAUAUUCACUGUGGGAAGAUCACUGGAUGAUUUGUGCUCAAAAGAUGCAGCAAUGGGAAAUUUUGAGCGAGUUUGCCAAACAUGAAAACUUCAACGAUUUGCUCUUGGAGGCGGCAUGGAGAAAUUUUGAAGCCUGGCAGGGAGAGGGUAAUCGAGAGCAGCUAGAGACGAUGAUCAAAGCUGUCUCUGAUGCACCAACUCCGAGGCGGACAUUUUUCCAGGCAUUCAUGUCAUUGCUCAAGUUCCAUGCGAACAAAGAAACCAGAGGAGAAUUCAAUCAUAUGUGUGAUGAAGCAAUUCAGCUGUCUAUUCGCAAGUGGCAUCAACUACCCAAACGCAUCACGAACGCGCACAUCCCGAUCCUACAGAACUUCCAACAGCUUGUCGAGUUACAUGACGCAAGUCUUAUCUGCGACAGCCUGCAGCAGACUAAUGAACGAAAUCUGGACCAAAAAUCCCAAGAGUUGAAAAUGCUGUUGUUGUCCUGGCGUGAUCGGCUACCAAAUAUUUGGGAUGAUAUCAAUGCCUGGCAGGACCUCGUUACCUGGCGACAGCAUGUUUUUCAGCUCAUCAAUUCUACAUAUCUACAAUUAGCUCCACAAGGUCCGGGCAAUAAUGUCUCGAACAAUUCCUUCGCAUUCCGCGGCUUCCACGAAACUGCUUGGAUCAUCAACCGUUUUGCGCAUGUUGCACGGAAGCAUCAAAUGCCGGAUGUUUGCAUUUAUCAACUCAGCAAGAUCUAUACCUUGCCGAACAUUGAGAUCCAAGAAGCGUUCUUGAAGCUAAGAGAGCAAGCCAAGUGUCAUUAUCAAAACAAGUCCGAAUUGAACAAUGGUCUUGAUGUGAUCAAUAACACCAAUCUCAAUUUCUUUGGCCCACAGCAAAAAGCCGAAUUUUACACUCUGAAAGGAAUGUUCUUGGCCAAGCUGGCGCAACGAGAUGAGGCGGAUGAUGCUUUCGGUACUGCGUUAUAUUACGAUUUGAGGCUGCCCAAAGCCUGGGCUGAAUGGGGUCAAUAUUGUGAUCGACGGUUUAAAGAAGAUCCUUCGGAUAUGCAAGCUGCCUUCAACGCUGUGAGCUGCUAUCUUGAAGCAGCAGGCUUGUACAAAAGUUCAAAGGCUCGGAAAUUGCUUAGCAGGAUUUUGUGGCUGCUUAGCCUCGACAAUGAAGAAGGAAAGAUCGCCAGCGCUUUAGAGAUCUUCAAAGGCGAUACGCCUGUGUGGUACUGGAUCACUUUUAUUCCUCAGUUGCUGUCAAGUCUUGAGCACCGCGAGGCAAGGCUGUCUCGGUCAAUUCUUUCAAAGAUUGCCAAGUUGUAUCCACAAGCACUGUUCUUCCAGCUCCGUACCACUCGAGAGGAGCUGCUCAGCAAGAAGAAGCAAGCUGAACAACGACAAGCCAUCAAGGCCGGACAAGCUGCACAGCAAGGCAAAUCAGCAUCGCCAGAACGAGGCGGUGAUGCUACCUCCUCUUCAAGACCAGGAACAGCUCAGGGAGAAUCGGCCGCCAACGGCAAUGCUGGCUCUCCCAAGCUCAAGCAGGAAGCAAAUGGGCAGGCACAAACUAACGGAGAGGGCGAGAGACCUCCAAGAGAGCCGUUGAAAAAACCGGAAGAGUAUGCUGAUGAGAUCAUGGCAGGCUUGAAAACAGCGUUUCCAUUACUGGCACUCUCCAUGGAGACGAUGACUGAUCAAAUCCAAAAGAACUUCAAGUGUCCUCCCGAUGAAGAUGCUUACCGUCUCAUCGUUGCCCUGUUAAAUGAUGGUCUUGCUUAUAUCGGUCGAGCUCCACAAUCUUACGCUCAGGAUGUCAAAUUGCCCCCUGCGACAGAAGCCAACAUCUGCAGAUUUGCGGAGACCAUCCUUCCCGGUCAUCUUCGAAAAUCGUUUGAAGCCGAUUUUGUAAACAGAAAGCCAACCAUGUUUGAGUACAUCCAGAAGCUUCGAAAAUGGCGUGACAAGUUUGAAGAGAAGCUUGAUCGAAGACAGCCUUGGAUUUCGCUCGAAACCUACAGUCCACAUUUAAGCGAAUUCCGCUUUCUGAAAUUUGAUGAGGUCGAAGUUCCUGGUCAAUAUCUAGAGCACAGAGACAAGAACACUGACUUUACCCGCAUUGAACGGUUCAUGCCGACAGUAGAUGUGGUUCGUGGGAUUGGGGUCUGCCAUCGUCGGCUGACAAUUCGUGGUCAUGAUGGAAGUCUACAUCCUUUCGCAGUACAACAUCCUGCCGCUCGACACUGUAGACGAGAAGAACGGAUUCUCCAACUCUUCCGCAUUUUCAACGGUGUGUUGGCCAAGAGAAAGGAAAGCAGAAGACGCAAUCUGUACUUCCAUCUUCCACUUAUGGUCCCCAUCGCUCCCCACAUCAGGCUGGUACAAGACGAUUCGUCGUACAUCACCCUUCAAGGCGUCUACGAAGACCACUGCCGCAAAACCGGCACCAGCAAAGACGAGCCCAUUCUCUUCACCAUGGAAAAACUGCGCGCCCUAGCCGACAACAAGCAGAACCGAAGCGUUGAACAAAUGCAAAUCCUACGGACAGAAAUCCUCACCGCCAUCCAGGAACGCUGGGUGCCAAACACUAUCGUUCUUACCUCCUUUCAAAAGAUCUACACCAGCUUCGAAGACUUCUGGCUCUUCCGCCGCCAGUUCUCCUACCAAUUUGCCGCCGUCACCUUCAUGACCUAUAUCAUGCACAUCUCGAACCGCUACCCAAGUAAACUUUCCAUCUCCCGAUCAUCCGGCGACUUGUGGGCCUCGGAGCUUAUUCCAACUCUCAACUCCACAAAACCGUUCUUCUAUAACCCCGAACAAGUCCAUUUCCGCCUGACACCUAAUAUCCAGACCUUAAUGGGUCCUCUGGCCAUGGAGGGGAUUUUUGCCGCCGCGCUCAUGGCGAUUGCGCGCUGUCUCACCGAGCCGAGCGAGCAGGAGUUGGAGCAGCAGCUUAGUAUCUUUGUCAGGGAUGAGAUGAUCCACUGGGCGGCGAAUAAUAAUCGGGUGGGAACGCUUAAGGAGGAGCAGCUUAGAGAGGCGGUGGGCCAGAAUUCUGAUGGUAUCGUGAGGAGAGCGUUGGGGUUGGCGAGGACCCCCGAUCAGACUGCCGGUCAGACAACUGCGACUGCUGGAGGCGGAGGAGGAGGAUCAGUAGGGGGUACGGGCGUGAUUAGCUCAUUGCCGGCUAGUCAGACGGUCAUUGACAUGAUCAGUAAGAGUGUCAAUCCGAUUCACCUGGCGAGUAUGGAUGCGCUGUGGAUGCCUUAUCUUUGA
Endocarpon pusillum Z07020 is the source of this 11448-nucleotide messenger RNA. RefSeq lists its product as uncharacterized. Lineage: Eukaryota; Fungi; Ascomycota; Eurotiomycetes; Verrucariales; Verrucariaceae. The transcript has 3 exons. The record is from RefSeq and is a predicted model, not a curated record. Gene Ontology annotation, molecular function: transcription coregulator activity; protein binding. Gene Ontology annotation, biological process: regulation of DNA-templated transcription; DNA repair. Gene Ontology annotation, cellular component: SAGA complex; nucleus; NuA4 histone acetyltransferase complex. The coding region runs from base 1 to 11448 and encodes 3815 amino acids.